AUGGCUGAUGAGAGUACUGAUCCACACUCAAACCAGGAGAUCUCAUCUUUAUGCUUGAGGUUUGUGGACCAGUCUUCGCCAAACGAUCCUCAUGUCAAAGAAUGCCUGAUUAAUAUCAUGCAUUUGGAACGAACAAAUGCCACCAUGAUUUCAAGAAAGAUUUUGGAAUCUCUCUCUGAUCCAUCUGUUUCUUUGGAUCCUAGCAACAUCUGGGGUCAGGCAUAUGAUGGAACUUCCGUUAUGUCAAGUGGAAAGGAAGGGGUGCAGGCCAAGAUAAAAGAGAUCAGUCCGUCAGCUCUUUUCACACAUUGCUCACUACCCGAACCUCUCCAUCACAGCAUCAUGCAAACUGUCAGAAGUGCGAAAUUUGCAAGGCAUAUCAAUUUUUAA
This is a messenger RNA of Pocillopora meandrina, 390 nucleotides long. NCBI's taxonomy places the organism in Eukaryota, Metazoa, Cnidaria, Anthozoa, Scleractinia, Pocilloporidae. The record is from the annotation of a GenBank genome assembly.